AUGCCAGUGGUUUCAUUCAGCAGGCCCCUGAACCAAGCAGACCUAAAGGGCCAAUUAUCAAGGAGUUGUCUUCAGAUGACGAGGAUGGUGCAGAGCGAUGAUAAAGAAGAUGAGAAGAAGAAUGGUAACUUUAGGAAGCAUCCAAGGGAAAGCAAAAGAGCCAUAAUAAAAGACCUAAGCAUGGACAAUUUGGGAGGGAGUUCAGCAGAGCUAGCAUCACGUCCACAGCCUCAGACAUUUAUGUUUCAGAGUUCAACUGUUACAUAUGGUGGUCCAAAUGGAGCCUGUUAUACAUCUUCAACGACUAGGAGGACUGGUGCAGAUGGAAUUACACUGGAAGAAAGUAAGGAGGCUGACACAACUACUGGUAAAGCAUCUCACAGGAUUUCACGUGGCAUUGGCAGUAAGGGUCACUCACUAGCAAGAAAUCUUAAUUCUGAUGGACGUGUGAACACCCUUCAAACUUUACACAACUUGAAUGAAGAUGAGCUUGCUGGGUUUGAGGAAUCGUGGCAAAGAAAAUGCCAGGGAGAAUAUGCCUGGCUGGGAUCCUAG
This is a messenger RNA of Miscanthus lutarioriparius, 555 nucleotides long. The record is from the annotation of a GenBank genome assembly. NCBI's taxonomy places the organism in Eukaryota, Viridiplantae, Streptophyta, Magnoliopsida, Poales, Poaceae.